AUGGCUCCAUAUUCUCAUCCACGUGCCUACAAAAGAAUUCUUGCUGCUAAAAGCAAGGCUCGCUCCGAAGUGAGUGCGACCACAUCAGAAGAAAAUAUUGAGAGAAUAGAUGCCUCAAUUAUGGAUGCGGAAGAAUUCAGGAAUUCAUAUGAACUUCGUCAUAUCCCUUUAAUUUUGUUGGGACUUACAAAAAAGUGGGAUGCAAACUAUAAGUGGACACUUGAGCGCUUGGCUAGGAAAUACCGUAACCAAAGGUUUAAAUGCGGUGAGGAUGACGAUGGGUUGUCAGUAAGACUGAAGAUGAAAUAUUACUGCGAGUAUAUGCUGAAUAAUAAGGAUGAUAGUCCUUUGUAUAUAUUUGACAGCAACUUUGGAGAGCGUAAUAAGACGAAACGGUUACUGGAGGAUUAUGAAGUUCCCGUUAUGUUUGCAGAUGACCUUUUUCGUUGUGCUGACAGUCGAAGGCGACCUCCGUACCGAUGGUUUGUUGUCGGACCAGCUCGUUCAGGUACUGGCAUUCACGUAGACCCAUUAGGAACUAGCGCUUGGAAUGCGCUAAUUCGAGGGCAUAAAAUAUGGUGUAUGUUCCCUCCUAACACACCAAAAACACUAAUGAAACCGUUGCCACAUGAAAAAGGUUCACAUCCUGAUGAGGCCGUUCAGUGGUUUCGAACUGUGUAUAAGCGCGCUUCUUUACCAAACUGGCCAAAAGAAUUUCCAAUGUAUAGUACAGUACAGAGACCUGGCGAGGUUAUGUUUGUACCAAGUGGAUGGUGGCAUGUAGUUAUGAAUCUCGAUGUAACAGUUGCUGUUACACAGAACUUCUGUAGUACUGUGAACUUGCCUAUGGUUUGGAAAAAAACGGUGAAGUCUAGGCCGAGGUUUGCCAAGCACUGGUUUCGAUUGACAAUAAAUUUUCAACAACUCAAUUCCGAGGCUCAGUUCAGUCGGCCAGCAUCUGCCCUGAUGAAGUUACCAGAAGACAGAGAAGCAAGGUGA
Enterobius vermicularis (human pinworm) is the source of this 999-nucleotide messenger RNA. The record is from the annotation of a GenBank genome assembly. Lineage: Eukaryota; Metazoa; Nematoda; Chromadorea; Rhabditida; Oxyuridae.